AUGGAGGACAGAAUAGAUUUCAAUAUUAACGAAUCGCUCAAAUACUACUUGAGCGAUCCCGCGACGGUACCAACGCCUGACGCUGAGCCGGAGCUGUAUGAUUGCGAAAAUGAGACCGAAUUACUUUCGUCAGCCCUUAUUGAUGGAGUUAUCGAUCCCAUUGUUGAUAGUGUCGCCGCGAAUCCUGAAAUGCUGAUGCGGCCGUCUUUUUUUGACUCGCUUCAAGUUCUUCUGAAAUGCUGCACUGUUUUACCGUCGAAAAGCUUGAGCAAGAUUCUCGAUCUGAUCGUGUCCGGUCUUGCCGUAGAAGCCGACAUCAUCCAUAGCGACCUGGAGGCAGACGAACAGGAAGCGGUACAACAACAUAAACAACUACUCGAAAUGUACGGAUUUUUGCUGCAAUGGGCUCUCUCCGCGGUCGAAGUCAAGGCCGCCGAAAAGCCUGCUACAGCAAUCCCGGCUCGUCGCUCCGGAAAAUCAGGCAAAUCGAAACAGUCCAGCAAAGAAGGAAAUUGGGAUUGGACACCACAGAUACAGAUAUCCAUGGAAACCAUGUGCAAAGUGCUGAAAUUGAAGUUGGGAAAGAUUUUCUUGACAACCUCCGACCGAGACACCUUCGUCAACCUCUUUACUCGAUCGGUAUAUCUUUUACUGGAGAACGAACAACGAGUGAAGAAUAUGGCUAUUCGAAUGCAUGCUUUCAAAGUCUUGUGCAUCGCUGUAAAGCAUCAUGGCCAUGCUUUUGGAGCUCAAACCUCCAUUGUACAGAGCCUGACUUAUUUUGAGCACUUAUCUGAGCCGAUGGCAGAAUUCCUUCAUAUUCUUGCAGAACAAUACGACUAUACACAAUUGGGCGAUGAAAUUUUAAGAGAGCUUGCGAAUAAGGAAUUCAACAGCAAUGACACAAGGGGCCCCAAAUCAGUCUCUGCUUUCAUUGUAAAGUUGUCAGAAUUAGCCCCACGAGUGGUCAUCAAACAGAUGACUCUUUUGGCCAAGCAACUAGAUAGCGAGUCAUACACGCUCCGUUGCGCUAUUAUCGAAGUGUGUGGGAACCUGAUUGCCGACCUUAGCAAAGAGGAAGAGAGGGAUGGCAGCUCCAAGUCGCAGAUCAAUGCAUUCUUUGAUGUUCUGGAGGAACGAUUUUUGGAUAUCAACCCCUAUUGCCGUUGCCGUGCGAUUCAGGUUUACAUGCGUUUGUGUGAUCUGGACCAGAAAUUUCCUAAGCGACGACAGAAAGCGGCCGAACUUGCAGCCAGAAGCCUGGAAGACAAAAGCAGUAACGUUCGGAGGAAUGCCAUCAAACUACUCGCAAGGCUUGUGUCCACUCAUCCUUUCAGCGUCAUGCAUGGUGGUCAGCUAGCACACAAAGAUUGGACGGCACGUCUGGAAGCAGUUGAAGCUGAAUUGGACACUCUUAAGCCUCCACCAGAGACCCCGGGUCUCGGCGAGACACACAUAGACAGCGAACUAUUGGACGACGCAACGCAGCUUCCGGAUGAAUCACCCUCGAAAGCACCAAAGAUGACUGACGAUGAAAGGACUGUUGCCAUGCAGAAAGCUGCCGAGGAGGCUGCAACAUCGGAAUUACUUGCAAGACUGCAAUUGACGCGAAAAUACUAUCUUGAAGCCCUUCGCUUCAUUCAAGUCCUCCAUUCGGCUUCGCAAAAUGUGUGCCAACUCUUGUCCGCCCGCAACAAGAGUGAGGUCAUUGAGGCUAUGGAUUUCUUUGUGGUUAUCGAUGCAUACAAAGUUGAGACCUCGAGAAUUGGUAUCCGACGAAUGCUACGUCUUAUCUGGACCAAGGGAAACAGUGACGAAGGAAAGGGUGUCCAAACACAUUUGAUUGACUGUUACAAAGGUCUCUUUUUUGACGCGCCUGAUAGUUUCAGCGCGAACGACGCUGCAAAUUACAUUGCUCGCAACAUGAUUAGUUUGACGUUUGGCUCUACACAGGCAGAGCUUACGUCGCUUGAGCAAUUGCUGAGUACCAUGAUGAAGUCUGGACUUAUUUCAGAGGCCGUUGUUGCCAAGCUCUGGCAGGUAUAUAGUGUGCAGAGAAGAGAGAUAUCUAGGGCGCAGCGACGAGGGUCGAUUAUUGUGCUGGGAAUGCUUGCACUUGCUGAGCCGGAUAUUGUUGUGAGAGAAACGGAGGCAAUGUUACGAAUCGGUCUGGGCGAUCUCGGACGUUAUGACCUUGUGCUUGCACGAUAUACCUGCAUUGCUCUCCGACGAAUGACACCUGGCCGUCAAGCGAAGAGCAAGGAAAGCGGCGUUGCUAAGUUGCCCAAUGACCACCCUGUACUAGCGAGAUUGGCUGCUAUUACAGAAAUCUCGUCCGACAGCAAGGAAUGGUAUGGCGUGGCCGAGCAAGCGAUCAGCGCAAUUUACGCCCUCUCGAAACACCCAGAUGUGUUGUGCUCUGAUAUUAUCCGGCGAAAGACGAGAGAAGUUUUCCAAGCUACUUCACGUCAAUCUGCUAGUCAGACAAUGGUUGACAGUGGAGAACGUCCUGGCACAGCUUCUAGUGAAACUUCAUCCGGAAACAAAUCUUCGUCGUCAGGUCUAUCUCAGCUGCUAUUCAUCGUCGGACAUAUUGCCAUCAAGCAGAUUGUCCACCUUGAGCUCUGUGAGCUCGACUUCAAGCGGAGAAAGGCAGAGCAGGAGAAGAACAAGACAGCCAGCAACGACACCCAAAAGAGCGAUCAGGCAGACGAUAACGAGCUAGAUCUCAUUGGCGGAACGACCGAAGAUGAUUUCACUGAAGCUAUGGCACACGUACGAGAGCGAGAACUCCUUUAUGGAGAGAGCUCUCUAUUGACCAACUUCGGCCCAUUAGUGACUGAAAUCUGUGCCAACAACAAUGCUUACCCGGACCCUAACCUCCAAGCCCAAGCAACACUAUGCAUGGCCAAGUUGAUGUGCGUCUCUUCGGAGUACUGCGAGAAGAAUCUGCCGCUUCUCAUCACCAUCAUGGAACGUUCCGAAGACCCUAUUGUCCGCAGCAAUGCCGUUAUUGCCUUGGGCGAUAUGGCAGUCUGUUUCAAUCACCUCAUCGACGAAAAUACUGAUUUCCUCUACCGACGUCUCAACGACGGCGAAGCCUCUGUGAAACGUACCUGUCUAAUGACAUUGACCUUUUUGAUCCUGGCAGGUCAAGUCAAGGUCAAGGGACAACUGGGUGAAAUGGCCAAAUGUUUGGAAGAUGAAGACAAACGCAUCGCAGAUUUGGCGCGCAUGUUCUUUACUGAAUUGGCUACCAAGGAUAACGCUGUCUACAAUCAUUUCGUCGAUAUCUUCAGUCUUUUAAGCUCAGAGCGCAAUCUCGAAGAAGGAUCACUCAGGCGGAUUAUCAAGUUCCUUGCCGGAUUUGUCGAAAAGGAAAAACAUGCAAAACAGCUCGCCGACAAACUCGCCGCGCGUCUCGCCCGCUGCGAAACAGAACGCCAAUGGAACGAUGUGGCAUAUGCAUUGUCCUUGUUGCAACACAAGAACGAGGAGAUUACCAAGACCAUCGGUGCUGGGUUCAGGGUGGUUACUGCUGCUGCUUGA
Talaromyces amestolkiae is the source of this 3549-nucleotide messenger RNA. RefSeq lists its product as uncharacterized. Gene Ontology annotation, cellular component: nucleus; condensed chromosome, centromeric region. Bases 1 to 3549 code for a protein of 1182 amino acids. Gene Ontology annotation, molecular function: histone binding. Lineage: Eukaryota; Fungi; Ascomycota; Eurotiomycetes; Eurotiales; Trichocomaceae. The record is from RefSeq and is a predicted model, not a curated record. Gene Ontology annotation, biological process: mitotic cell cycle; mitotic chromosome condensation; meiotic chromosome condensation. The transcript has 6 exons.